GAUGUAACAGCAACAGCAGCAACAGCUCAUCCAGUUCAUAACGAAAGUAACGAUAACAAUAAAAAACCCGUUAUAAAUUUCACAUCUAACGUUCACCGUUUAGUAUCCGAUUCUAAUUCCAACAUAACGCAAAUCUCCUCACAAACCUUAACUUUUUCCAAAUUAAUUCGAACUUACAGAGAUCUCGCAAAAGCCAGACUUGCGGCUCUUGUAAUCUUAACCACAAUGUGUGGUUACGCAAUGGCUCCAAUGGCAACUGAUCUCACAUGUCUUUUCGCUACAACGGCAGGAACGGGACUAUGUAUAGCAUCAGCAAAUACAUUUAAUCAAUUAAUGGAAUCAUCUUAUGACGCACAAAUGUCACGAACAAGGAAUCGCGUACUUGUACGAAAAGUAAUAUCACCUUUACAUGCGACUUCAUUUGGUACAAUAACAGGAAUAACGGGGGUUGGAAUAUUAUCUACCAUGGUAAAUCCUUUAACGGCAAUUUUAGGACUUUCUAAUAUCUUAUUAUAUACUUGCAUUUAUACUCCUAUGAAACGUGUUUCGAUUGUAAACACAUGGGUUGGAUCUGUUGUUGGCGCGAUCCCUCCAAUGAUGGGUUGGGCUGCUUGUACGAAUAGUUUGGAUCUAGGUGCAUGGAUAUUAGGUUCAAUUUUAUAUGCGUGGCAAUUUCCUCAUUUUAAUGCGCUUGCUUGGAACAUGCGUAACGACUACGCUAAAGCUGGAUACCGUAUGAUGGUUGUCAAAAAUCCUUCUUUAAAUAGUCGUGUAUCUUUAAGAUAUAGUUUAUUGUUAUUUCCUUUAAGUUAUAUUAUUCCUUACAUUGGAAUGACAUCUUGGUGGUUCGCAUUAGAUUCGACUAUAAUUAAUUCUGGACUUUUAUGGGGUGCAUUUAGAUUUUGGAGAAAUUCUAAUGAUAAAACUGCGAGAGAUUUAUUCUUUGGUAGUCUUGUACAUUUACCUGUAAUUUUGGCUUUAAUGAUGGCUCAUAAAAAGAAUUGGAGAACAAUGGAUGAUCAAAAUGAUGAUUUGGAAAUCAAUUCAUUGGAAAUCGAUUCAGAAAUAUAA
Messenger RNA from Funneliformis mosseae, 1071 nucleotides. NCBI's taxonomy places the organism in Eukaryota, Fungi, Glomeromycota, Glomeromycetes, Glomerales, Glomeraceae. The record is from the annotation of a GenBank genome assembly.